Molecule: messenger RNA, 897 nt
Organism: Alternaria alternata
Lineage: Eukaryota; Fungi; Ascomycota; Dothideomycetes; Pleosporales; Pleosporaceae
Product: rhamnose mutarotase
Exons: 2
Coding region: 217-582 (121 amino acids)
Molecular function (GO): racemase and epimerase activity, acting on carbohydrates and derivatives
Source: RefSeq, a predicted model, not a curated record
GUUCCUUCUCGGCACAUCGCUAUCCGAACCAAGCUCCAAAUGCACAACCCCUCCGAAGCUAUACAAAGCUCCCCCGCCAAACGCCGUACACAGGAUUCCUCCAUUGACAACAGCAGUACACACAGGAGCUCCAUUCAACCCAAACGGCUCACUCACUCGCACACGGCCCCCUUCCCAACUCAGAGCUGAUUACCUUGAAGAGAAAGUUGAAACGAGAUGGCAUCAAACCAAGGACCCCGGCGUAUCGGACAAUGGCUAUAUCUCCGACCAGAGUGUAUCGACGAGUAUAAGAAAUGUCAUGCGGCAGUGUGGCCAGAAGUACUAGAACAGAUCAAAGACAGCAAUGUUAGGGAUUACUCUAUAUUCCUCUCUCUCUCGCCUCGACCCACUCUCUUCGCCUCGUUCAAAUACGUCGGAAACGCGUUUGACGAGGAUAUGGCACGCAUGGCCGCCAACAAAAAGGUGCAAGAGUGGUGGGCCAUGACGGAUGGAAUGCAAGAAUCACCAGUUGAGGGGGCGCAGGGGAGCGCAAAGGGACCGGGAUGGUGGGGACAGACCGAAGAGGUGUUUUAUGUGGAGUAGAAAGGAGGAUGGGAAACAAGGACAAUGAGAACGAAAAAAAAAGUAAAAUAAUUGGUAUCAAAAUAAGCUACCGGACAUUGCGUCUCCACUCGACACACCCAUGUCUUCUGUCCAAAGGAAACCAAACAACCUCUCAGUUUCUCCUUCCCACGUCCUACAUGCUGUGACAUUGAAGACAAACGUGCCACGCAAUUAAUGCUUCCCACACUAACACACGCUAUGGCUACCUCGAUGCCACACCUUGGCUCUAUCUGUCUGUGCAGCCUUUACAACGGCUCGUAGUCGGCACUGGUAUCUCCAACCCAACCAUACCAC